CUAGGCACGGCUGCACUGGACCGCAGCAGGAAGCAAGUACUCUAAGCUCCAAGAGAAAGAAGCUAGCUCCACCCAGGGAUUAUAUGGGGGAGACUAGAAGGGAGCCCAAAGGUCACUCUUGGGAUCACCUGGUCACUGAUACCUCCUGGGUAACAAUCACAUGACAUUACUCCUAAAGAUACAACACAUUUUAUUAUACAAUACACUGCAGAACAUAUGUACAGGGGGGAAACAGGUGCAAGGAGCCCUGGGGACUCUGAAAAAGGCUGCCUGACAGUGCAGCAAAGGUACGGGGUAACAUCUCCUGGACUGGGCCACCACAAAAGCAAGGGGCCUUCUCAAGGGAUUGCAGACGACUAAAAUUUUACUGUCAUACACUCCAUGCGAUAGUAAAAAUAAAAUAGGAGAUCUCAAAAACGAAAGGGGGUUAAAAAUAUAAAGAGUAAAGAAAGGUUUUAAAAAGAUGUAAAAAAAAUGAAAUAAAAAUUUACAAGAAACAAAAUCAUUUUACUAUUUUACUAUAAGAAAAAAAAAGUAAUAUAAUUGGUAUGCCCAUGUGCAAAAAUAUCUGAACUAUUAAAACAUACAAUAGUUUUUUCUGUAUGGUGAAUAAGUACCCCCCAAAAAAGACAGAUUUGUAAUUUUAUUUAGCAAAAUAAAAAUAAUAACGUGAACAUUACUACACAAUAGACUAUGGAAUAGAAUGAAGCAAAACCCCUUCAAAAUAUCAUCACUUUAGUAUUUUUCUAUCUAUUUCCCCAAUUAUUUUGUUUGUUUCAAAAUACAUUAUAUAAACAUUACAUAAGGUUUUCAGGUUUUAUACAUAUCUAAUUAUUUCCAUGUAGAAUGUGUGUGUUCAGUUAACUGUAAAUAAUCAUUUCAGGUUUGUCCGCACACCACACCAGAUUUGUUGUAGAAAUUUUUGUGACUAAAAAUCUACUAACUGCGAGCCAAAUUCAGAUGGAUAGUCGUGGGAAUUUUCUGCAGCAAAUCUACCGCCAGUGAAGCUACCCUUUUACUUUUCAUUGCAUAAUCAAUGCAUAAUGGGAUCCGUAAAUGAUCUUGGCAACCAAAUGAGACAAUAUCUACUACUUAAUAAAGAAGUUAAUCUCCGGAAGAACUUGAAAAAGGCUCAACUAAAUGCCCCAUUACCUGAGAACCCAAUGGGGAAGCUGAAACAUAUCUACCUCAUCUUUCUAGAUGCCAAAAUUGCCAGAGCUACGAGUUGGAAGGCUCAGUCUAUUCCUUUCUAUCUGGUAAGAUCAAAAAUAAACUGGAUUAUGACCAAUGAUAAAUUGACGAGAAUCCUCCUGGACUCCCAAAAUGCUUUUGACAUCACCUGGCUGCCAUGGAUGGAGUAUUUAAGCACUCUUUCCCUUAGUCUUUCUCUUAACCUGAUAUAAAUUUCUUAUAACUGAAGUACUCUCUCCUCCCCCUUUUUUUUUUGUUUUCUCCCCGUCCCUUGUUUGUUGGUCUUGUUCAAUUUUCCUCGUCUGCCUGUAUUUUUUUUUUCCUCCUGGGGUCCCGGAGUUUCUAUGUUUAAGACAUUUUACUUCGCUUAUCAGCUUUAUUGGACCUUUCAGGCAUAUUUUAACUGCAUUACACCUAAAGAUAUUCUUAUCCUAUGCUAUCUUCUAUGGUACAAUGUCUGAACCAGGAGUGGUCUUUUUGUUGUUUUUAGGAAGGUUGUUCAAGAACUCUGACUUCCUAGCAAUUGCUACCUCUUUUUCUGUUCUUGCAUUUUGACUAUAUUUUGCUUACCAUAUUACUGUCCAUGUUGUGUAUUCUGAUGUUUAUAGAAAACUUCA
Messenger RNA from Hyla sarda, 1808 nucleotides. RefSeq lists its product as uncharacterized. The record is from RefSeq and is a predicted model, not a curated record. NCBI's taxonomy places the organism in Eukaryota, Metazoa, Chordata, Amphibia, Anura, Hylidae. The coding region runs from base 1044 to 1403 and encodes 119 amino acids. The transcript is spliced from 2 exons.